AUGUAUCUGUCCGUAAGACAGUUUUCCUCCCAGAAGCCUUGCAGACAGUUGUCUCAAGAACUUCUCAACAAGUUUGAGGAGUAUAUUGUUUAUCAAAAAACCCCAAAGAAGCUCAAAACAAUGAUAUACAGACCCACCAAUUCACAACAAUUAAUUGCAGCAGACUUGAUUGAUUCUACGGGGAAGCCAUUGGCUCCGCAAACAUAUAAAGGCCCGCCUCGUCAAAAUGAUCUUGUCAAACUGAUCAACCAGUGUGAAUCUUAUGAUGAGUUUCUCAAGGUCCGCCAGCUCAUUUUUGAUGUUACUAGAAAUUCCAAGAAGAAGCCUUCAGUUUUGACAUCCAAGCCAUUGACUCCGUUUUUGAUCAAAGCGGCUCAACUAAACCGCCUCCCUCAUUCGUUGACUACUUUGUGGACGCUUCCGACUGAAUGGUAUUCUCAGUUUGAUCCCUCGAUUGCAUCAACUGUAGUGAUGUUGGAGUACCUCAAAGUUGCAGAACGAGGUACUACGGACCAACAUCUUGACCAUGCAUCGUUGGAUAAACGUUUACAGAAGUCCGAAAAGAUACUCCGGGAUAAGUUUCAAGAUGCUAUAGCGGAGCAAGUUCAGCAGGAUCCUCUAACCAAUUUGUUAAAACUGAGCUGCCAUAUCAAAGCGGAGGAGAUCAACAACUUCAACUCGGUGGUGCAACUUGAACCCUAUUUAGAACUCCAUUUGGCUAAAGGAGCCGCCAUAAAACUCCCAGAUGUGUCUCGUUUUGCCUUGAAGUCCGUUGCCCAAGGCUCCAAGUUCAAGAUCUACGCGCAAUACAAAUACGACUACUGCAAGAUCCAGAUCGUUAAUGCUUCCCUGAACAACUUGCAGGCCCACAUCUCAAAUCCUGCCAUUGCAGAAAUCAUCCACAAGCUAACUCCUUUCUUGGAUACUAUGGAAACGAUUGGUGAGUCAAUUGGAUAUUCCAAUCUCUUGGUUGAGUUUGAGAACACCAUGCAAUUCCCUAAGCAUAUCCCCCCACCAUCGUCUGAGUGA
Messenger RNA from Komagataella phaffii GS115, 1029 nucleotides. RefSeq lists its product as uncharacterized. The record is from RefSeq and is a predicted model, not a curated record. Bases 1 to 1029 code for a protein of 342 amino acids. NCBI's taxonomy places the organism in Eukaryota, Fungi, Ascomycota, Pichiomycetes, Pichiales, Pichiaceae. The transcript has a single exon.